GUGCCCAUCACGGUAUAUAGGAUCAAACAACUUGAUAGUGAAUACUUUAUAAAGAACAAAGAACAGUAAUGCACGGCCUAUCUUCUAGGUCUGACUGGGGAAAAGCCAUUGCCAAAGAGCCGUUGUGAAGCGGUCUAUCAUUUUCUCGAAAAUGGGCAUCUCAACUACCUUCAGACAUGUUCUCACAGAUGGUGGCGACGAUGCCAGCCAGAAGUCAGUGAAGAUCCCUGAGAAUUGGGAAGAGAAACCACUUGACGAUCCUGUUCGCACCUGUGUGCAGACAUAUCUUACUGUGAGCCGCAAUGGCCACUUCCCAUAUUCCUUGGAACCUCACCUGCCCACUACCAAUCCACCUCCUGUGUCUGUACCCACUCCAUCCGCCCAGGUUGCCACAGGAGGGCCAGCUCAGGCAUCAGUCUUAGGGGCUAAGUCAGGGAACAGGCAGGUCAUAGGAAAAGACGAAGAGAGAUCGCUUCACCGAGAUACUUUUGAUUAG
Molecule: messenger RNA, 496 nt
Organism: Cantharellus anzutake
Lineage: Eukaryota; Fungi; Basidiomycota; Agaricomycetes; Cantharellales; Hydnaceae
Exons: 4
Coding region: 152-496 (114 amino acids)
Source: RefSeq, a predicted model, not a curated record